UCCGAAUGGCCCGGAAUAUUUACCAACGGACCAAGCUGCCGGAAGUUAAAGGUUUCUAACGUUCAUGUGGAUUCUUGUUGACAACAAAAAGUGUCUCUGAACAUUUUUAAAUAUAAAGGUUUCAUAUAUACGAGCGUCAAAAUAAAAAAUGUCCGACAACGAAGAUAACUUCGACGACGGAGACUUUGAUGAUGCUGAGGAGGAUGAAGGAUUAGAUGACCUGGAGAACGUGGAAGAUGAGGACCAGGAGAACGUGCAGAUCCUUCCAGCAGGAGAGGGGCAGCAGGCCAACCAGAAGAGGAUCACAACACCUUACAUGACCAAAUAUGAGAGAGCCAGAGUGCUCGGGACCCGAGCUCUCCAGAUAGCGAUGUGUGCACCAGUCAUGGUUGAGCUGGAGGGAGAAACAGACCCCUUGCAAAUAGCUAUGAAAGAGCUGAAGAGCAGAAAGAUCCCCAUCAUCAUCCGCAGGUACCUUCCAGAUGGGAGUUAUGAGGACUGGGGCUGUGACGAGCUCAUCAUUACUGAUUAAAUCACUCACCCAGUCUGCACUGAUAAAAUAGUAUAUGCUGGUUCAGCCCCACCAUUGCAUCAGGUCAGUCAGCGACACAAACCCAGAAGGCUGAUGGAAGUAUCACCCACCUGUUCAUGCUUCAGUUUGAUCCACUAACAUCGAUCACAUCAGGUGACUCUGUGAGUCGGGGAAAUAUAACUACAUAAAAUGUACUGAACAGACACAAGAAGAUGAAGUAAAAUCUAAACAGUGUGUUGCUUGCAGGGUUAUAAUCCUGUGAUCAGACUUGUUACAUCUCAAGUUCAAAAAUCUUCUUUUUUUAACAGUUGCAGUCUCAUUUAGAGCCACAAGGGGGAAAUGUAACUUAAGUCAAACAUUUACUUUGUUUUACAAAAUAUUCCUGUGUUGUAAUUAUUCCAUUUGUUGUUUGGAAAGAGAGAGGUGGUUAGUAUGAAAGAACUCUUUUAUUGUUAUUAAUAAACUCUUUUGUAUAAAUUA
This is a messenger RNA of Centropristis striata (black sea bass), 1012 nucleotides long. It is a transcript of the gene polr2f, whose product is annotated as RNA polymerase II, I and III subunit F. The transcript has 5 exons. Gene Ontology annotation, biological process: DNA-templated transcription. The record is from RefSeq and is a predicted model, not a curated record. Gene Ontology annotation, molecular function: DNA-directed RNA polymerase activity; DNA binding. Gene Ontology annotation, cellular component: RNA polymerase I complex; RNA polymerase II, core complex; RNA polymerase III complex. The coding region runs from base 149 to 532 and encodes 127 amino acids. NCBI's taxonomy places the organism in Eukaryota, Metazoa, Chordata, Actinopteri, Perciformes, Serranidae.